Ixodes scapularis (black-legged tick) is the source of this 2887-nucleotide messenger RNA. RefSeq names its product neprilysin-1-like. The transcript has 10 exons. Gene Ontology annotation, biological process: protein processing. The record is from RefSeq and is a predicted model, not a curated record. The coding region runs from base 85 to 2565 and encodes 826 amino acids. Gene Ontology annotation, molecular function: metalloendopeptidase activity. Lineage: Eukaryota; Metazoa; Arthropoda; Arachnida; Ixodida; Ixodidae. Gene Ontology annotation, cellular component: plasma membrane.
GGAACUCGUCCGAACCAAGCAUUCUUUUUAUGUGGUUUGCAGAAGUGUUGGGCUGGGCACUUGAGACUUCAGUAGAAUCCAGAAAUGAACACCGGUCUAGGUGAAUCUUUGCCCCUCCCCGCUGGCACUGCUUCUAGCACGCACCCCGCAAGUUCAGAAAACGGCCGUGGCCUGGACGGUUCAAAUGUAGUAGGAAGCAUGGCGGAGACUGCGGAUCGAGUGGUUAGCCCGGUGCUGAGCAGUCCCGGAGAUGAGGCUUCGUGUGGGGACUUGAACCUGAUGCCACCGCCACGGGAGAGGCGCACCGACAUAGCUGCCCUGGUGGGCUCCGGAGCGGCUAAGGUCGGUUUCUCCGGCGCCAUUCUGAUGGUAAUGCUCAUGAUGCCCGUCCUGGCGGUCGUAUUCUCCACAAAAGUGGGUCCUUGGCAUUCGGGUAAGGACAACCCGUCGCCAUAUCUGUGCAACGACUCCGUGUGCCAUUUGGAGGCGCACUACUUCGACGAGAAACUUGACGAAAACGUGGACCCCUGCGAGGACUACUACGGCCACGUGUGCUCGUCCGUCUGGGAGCGCCUCAGCGUGGACCUGCGCACAGUGCCAUACCUUAGGCAGAGCCCGGGCUUCCUUUACGACGGUCUGCGCGUCUUCGCCAGUGCCUAUCAGCACCAGGACGUGGACCAGGUGCGACAGAGCAAGCACCACUUUGGGCAUAAGAUACUGCUCUUCAUCGCCAGCUGCGUCCAGCCGGCGUCCCGAUCAUUGCGCGAGACUGACUCCCUGGGCAGCGUGCUCAAGUACCUGGGCCUGGAGGGCUGGCCGUACGACUCCACGCCCCGCGGUCGCAGGGACGUGGCCCAGAUCGCGGGCAAAGUGGCCGGUGCCCUGGCGCUCUUCCCGCUCGUUCGGACCACGCUGGAAUCGCUGCCGCCUUCGGGGCCUAAACAACCGCCGGAGCUGCUCCUCGUGCUUGGACAGCCGACCCUGCCUCUGGAGCGGCACCGGCACCUGGACGAAAGCCGCGCGAUGGACUGGUACCGAGACCUGGUGGCGCGGGCGGUGCGCCUCUUCUACGCCGGCAAAGACCACGAGAGCAUCGUCGGCGCCAUCGUGGGCCUGGAGAGGCAGCUGGCCCAGUCCCUGGAAAGCAUGCCGUCCAGGAAGCGCCUACCGCUGUUCAAGAUGUCCCUGUCCAGUAUUCCUUCGGGGGACCGCUGGGACUGGGUGGCGUUCGCCAACGCGGUCCUCAAGGGCAGCGCGGCCCUGAGUUCCAGCCAGCGGGUGGCCGUCCGGUCGAUGCUGUUCCUGCAGCGACUGGCCCGCAUCACACACGGCGCUGCGCCCGCCGUGCUCCUCAACUACCUCGGCUACCGGGUGCUCCUGGCCAUGUCGCCGCUGCUGCCCACCAGUGCCGAAUUCCUGGUGCCGUUGUCUGUGGAGGGCCGUCGCAUCGCGGGCCUCGAGCGAGUCCAGGCGUGUGUGCAGCUCGUCGAGAAGGUGUUUGGCAGCGCGCUGACGGUGGUGCUGCGCCACGCGAACCCUUCGCUGCACCACCCGGACACCCUGCACAAGCUGUCGGGGCUCGUGGCCAGAGCCAAGCGCUCGACCCGGCGCUACAUAAAACAGGCAUCCUGGCUGUCCGGCGAAGACCUAAACCUGACGCUGAACCACGUGUCUGGGGCAAGCGUAGCGCUGCUCAGUCCGGACGACUCCCUGUCCGAAGAGGACAUGGGCCAAUACUUCGUGGACGUGCCUAUGCUCAACGAGCGCAGCCUGCUGGAGAGCUACUUCCACAUGAAGACCUCCGUGCAGCGCAAGUAUUGGGCAGCGCUGCAGCGCACUCAGAACAGUGCCCCCGCAGCGGCCAUGAACGCCAGCGACAUCGACGUUGCGGCUCGUCUCCGCGAGCUCGGGAGCGUCAGCAGUAUGGACACGUCGUAUAAGUACGACCCGACGUCGAAUAGGGUGUUCCUGCCGUACGGCGUGAUGGGCUUCCUGCUGCACGUGAAAGACGUGCUGCCCAUCCACGUGCCCCGGUUUCUUCAUUACGCGGUCAGGGGGCUCUUUGCCGCCGUCACCGACCUCCAGGCGACGCACGACGACGUCCGCCGACCGUCGUGGAGUCGGGCGACGGCCCUGCGGUUCGCGCACAGGUCCUGGUGCUUCCUGCGCCAGUACACGGAGGCUCUGUCUGCCGAGGCAGACUCCUCCGUUUCCGUCGACGACUACCUGGACGAGGCCGUCGAGGACAACGCCGUGCUCGAGCCCCUGUACCGCGUCUAUCUGCACUCGUUCCCGUACCGGGCGGGCAGGCCGGCCAUGUUCAUGCUUCCGACACUCAAGAGUAUGUCCAGCGACCAGCUGUUCUUCGUCAACUACGCCGUGGGCCACUGCGAGAACGCGCGCAACGGCACCGCGAGCAAGCAGGUCCUGUUCCGCGAGCGGAUUCCGGCCAAGUUUAAGGUCAACCUGCCGCUGAGCAACUUCAAACGUUUCGCGGCCGUCUACAAGUGCAAAAAGGGGUCUAGGAUGAACCCGGCAAGAACUUGCUCCGUCUGGAACGAUUAGUGCGUCGCCUGGUGCCGGCGGACGGACGCGCGUCGCUCUUUUUGGGGGGUAGAUAGAACCAACCUGCUAUAGAUUUGAGACGGUGGGUGAAACUAAGGUUAUGUGACGAAUUUAUUUUAUAUCUCGUUUUGUUUCUUGCGAGCGAGGCUUUCUCGGAUAAUUAAAGGUUCGUUUGUUUAGUUGCCGCUGUCGUGGUCGAGAUAAGACUCAGUGAACUGCGUACGUUUAUUCUAGCAUAGCAAUACAAGUGCGAAUCGCGCUAGAGAUUAAAAAAAAAAAAAAAAAAUGCUAGAAAACGUUUUAGUUAAUUAUAACACUGGUA